Molecule: messenger RNA, 642 nt
Organism: Nicotiana tabacum (common tobacco)
Lineage: Eukaryota; Viridiplantae; Streptophyta; Magnoliopsida; Solanales; Solanaceae
Product: metallothionein-like protein type 2 B
Molecular function (GO): metal ion binding
Source: RefSeq, a predicted model, not a curated record
CAAUACUCGUUCUACAUCAUUAAAAAAAAACACUUGUUUUCUUGAAUUUGCAUAUUUCUUAUCAAACACUUUCAAUUCACAACAAAGAAAAUGUCUUGCUGUGGAGGAAACUGUGGUUGUGGAUCUGGCUGCAAGUGCGGCAACGGCUGUGGCGGAUGCAAGAUGUACCCAGAUUUGAGCUACAACGAGAGCACCACAACCGAGACUUUGGUGCUUGGGGUGGGACCUGAGAAGACAAGCUUCGGCACUAUGGAAAUGGGUGAAUCUCCUGCUGCUGAAAAUGGUUGCAAAUGUGGAUCUGACUGCAAGUGUAACCCCUGCACUUGUUCUAAAUGAACAAAUUAAAUCUUAUUUAAGCAGAGAUGGAUGUUUGCCUUUAUUGGCUAAGACAAAAAAUAACUAUAGUUUUAAAAAUGUCUAGUUUAUAGUUCUUGUGUCUGUUGAAAACAGGGGAAAUUAUGUGUUUUUUCCUCUCUAAUAAGAAAUAGUAUGGAGUCUGAACAAUGUUUGGGUUCUUGUUAUUGUAUACAAGUCGUUGUGUGGUUUGUAACAUGAGCAUCUCUGCUCCUGGUAUUUUAACCUAUGUUUUGGAAGUGGUGGUUGUUUGGUUUCAAGUAAUUGAAGAACUUACUUCCUUGUUAC